GUGACUUUUGACUGUGGCGGUUUAAGAGGACUUUUGUGGUCAUUAUUUGAAUGGAAACUUGCAAAAUUUAUUUAAGAAUAUGAGGAAUAUAGUUUUGCAAUUUAUGUUAUCAUUUUUAAUGUUGGAAACGUUGCAAGUUUUUGGCCAAAAAUGUACAACCUUGGAAAACCCAGCACAUGGUCGAGUAAGACUGCGAGCAAGAGGCAGAAUUGCAAAGUUCAGAUGCUAUCGUAAAUACAAGUUAUUUGGAGCAAAAAUUAUCAUCUGUUCAAACGACAAGUGGAGUCUCCCGCCACCUAUAUGUAUACGAAAAGGUUGUGAUGAUAUUCAAUCUUCAGAAAAUCUAACAGUCACUCAAGAUCAAGGUGGUGCUGUGUUAGAAUUCAAAUGUGCUCCACCACUCAAAUUAUCAGGCGAGAAAUUGAUCACGUGUGACGGUAACACUUGGAGUGCCCCAGUCCCUUCAUGUGAAUAUGUAGAACCAGGAAAUUAUUGUGAUUUUGAAGAUGAAAAUAUAUGUGGCUGGCAACAUGAUAAACUAGCAAACUUUGAAUGGAAAUGGAAUUCUGGUACCACACCUACUCGACGUACAGGUCCGAAAUAUGACCAUACCUUGGGUAAAGGUGGCAACGGGCAUUACAUGUUUAUGGAAUCAUCAUCUCCUAUAAAAAUAAACGACAAAUCAAGACUACUAUCUCCAUACUAUCCUGCUACAACAGGUGGUCUGUGUUUUGAGAUCUGGUAUCAUAUGUGGGGAGUAGCUGGAUACAACCAAGUUGGAAGAUUGAAAAUAUACAUUGGAGAAAUGGGACAAACGGAUACCUUAUCACAAAAAGCAGAGUUCGACGUUUCUGGGAAUCAAGGUGACGAAUGGAUAAAAGCACAAUUUCCAAUCGGAGAACAAAAAGAAUCUUUCAGGUUCAUAAUUGAAGGAAUGAAGUUGAAAAGUUACUUGAGUGAUAUUUCUGUAGAUGAUCCUAAACUGUACAACUGCUCAGAUGAUUUUGAGGAUACUACAAUAAGUUAUCAAGAAACAACUGCAGCUGAGACCACAGAAGCCGUUGUACAAACGACAUCUCCGUUAAUCAGAACGACACCACAUCAAGAAAGCAUGACAACUCAACCAGUAACAACAACAGACGAAUUUAUAGAUUUGUCUACAAAUGUGUAUUCUAGUUCCAUUGUACAGAAUAUUGACAGUUCAACUGAACUUAAAACAAAAGCAAUAACUACUACAACCAUGCUUCCAACUACUUCCAAAGUAGUAGAAACAACGAUCAAAAAUCAUAUAACAACUUCACCAGUUAAUCAAUCAAAAACUGGCAUGACUUCUGAACCGAUGACGUCAAAAGAAGUAAUAACAAAGCCACUUACGACUAUGAAGAAAACAACAAUUAAGCAAACAAUGCCAACCACAAGGGAUACUACUGUUUCUUCAACAUCUGCGUCUACGACAAAAGAAAUUACAACUACCAUUACGACAAGUACGAAAAGAAAAACAAAAAUAACUUCGAAACCUACAACAGUGACUACUUCAACAACACGGAAACCCGAAACCACUUUUGUUGUAACUACGAUAAAACCUACAACAACGACAACGAAAUCAUUACCAACAACAACUAAAAAGACUAAACCAACAAAUAAAAAGACAAAACCAACAACAGUAAAGACAUCAACUACAGCUAUUUUGUCUACUGCGACAACGAAACAAACGACCAAUAUUCCUGUUUUUAAAACGACGAAACGCGUAUAUAUAUCAUCAAAAAGUGUUUCAACUGCGUUAACUACUCAAGAAAUGGUAUCUUCUGACAAGAAAUCAGAAAUUUAUUUUAAAAAUACUACAGCCUCGUCAGUAUCAAAUUUGACUACAACACAAGGUUCUGUUGAUAUAGUUGAACCAGCUAAGAGGUCAGACAAUACUCCUAUAAAACCUCUUAUGAUAGGUAUAGGAGUCGGUAUAGCAAUUGGAUUAAUAAUAGUGAUCGGUGUCAUUUAUACAUAUCUUAAAAAACGACGGAAAGACGAUAUUUUUGAAGACGAAAUGGAACCUAUUGCUAAAAAUGCUGUAUAUGACUGAAUCAAAAUACAAUUGUGGUGAAGCGAUAUCCGAUUUGUUUUCCAACAUUGAACCAUUGACAACUAUCCUUUUUUUCUGCUGCAUCAGAGACUGUGCCUCUUCCUUUUCGAAACUGUUAUCAAUGAGUAGAUUAUAUCCCCACACUCAUAGUCUUUAGUGUGCUUGACA
Messenger RNA from Mytilus trossulus (common blue mussel), 2245 nucleotides. Its product is annotated as MAM and LDL-receptor class A domain-containing protein 2-like. The transcript is spliced from 8 exons. The coding region runs from base 80 to 2077 and encodes 665 amino acids. The record is from RefSeq and is a predicted model, not a curated record. Gene Ontology annotation, cellular component: membrane. NCBI's taxonomy places the organism in Eukaryota, Metazoa, Mollusca, Bivalvia, Mytilida, Mytilidae.